UACAUUCUUACCGAUAUUGAAUUAGCUACCGUAUUAAUCGAAAAUGGCACCGAUGAUCGCCUACAUAAUGCUGCCCGCGAUGCAGCUCGUGUGUAAUGUAGUAAUUCCGGAUAUCGAUUCGAGAGUCGCGCUGGGUGUGUUGAAAAAUGGAAACGUAUCCAUCGUCGACUGUUCUCCGAUCGUGCAGCAUGACGCCGAUCCGAAUCCAAAUCCAAACGAGUCUGUAUUACCGCCGUACAUCGAAAUGCCGACGACGACUCUCCCGGAUGGCUACGAAAGCUUCCCCGAAGUCGGAGCAGCUUUCAAGUAUCACAGCGAUGAAGCUGUGACGUGGCAAGCGGCCACAAAGAAGUGCAUCGAGGAGGGUGGAAGCUUGGCUGCGAUUGAUUCCUGGCACAAGUUCGAUAUCCUGAAGCUACUCGUAACGCCCCCAAGUCACAUCCACGUGGGAUUCACUCGCAUGUACGAAAGCAAGGAUUGGGUCGACGUCAGGACAGGAUCACCCUCGCCAACCGUACCAUGGGCGAUAGACGAACCUUGGGGCGAUUACUACUGCGUCAGAAUGCAUCCGACGACGCUCGGAUUGUUGAGCGACACUUGUUCGGCUCGACGGCAUUACGUUUGCGAGAUUGAAAUUCCUCGGGGUAACAACUGAAGAGGUCGUCGGGGUUGUGAACGAGACAAACGCCGAUCACGUUAUACCAAGACUCCGAGUGUGACGCCACGGUAUUUUUUAACUAUGAGCAUUCAAUAAAAAUCCGCAUUCGAAUCGCGAAA
Molecule: messenger RNA, 777 nt
Organism: Neodiprion fabricii
Lineage: Eukaryota; Metazoa; Arthropoda; Insecta; Hymenoptera; Diprionidae
Exons: 2
Coding region: 44-655 (203 amino acids)
Source: RefSeq, a predicted model, not a curated record